Molecule: messenger RNA, 1297 nt
Organism: Ceratina calcarata
Lineage: Eukaryota; Metazoa; Arthropoda; Insecta; Hymenoptera; Apidae
Product: circadian clock-controlled protein
Exons: 5
Coding region: 339-1085 (248 amino acids)
Biological process (GO): multicellular organismal reproductive process
Source: RefSeq, a predicted model, not a curated record
CUGGGGUAUGUGAGCGCGCUUUCGACCGGGUCUAACGUGGCCUAGUACGAGACUCGUCGUCGUCCGUCGGUCCCAGACGAAGAAGGCGCAAGUGCACUUUGCUGCAGUGAAAGUAUCCAGUUAGAGUGUAGUUACGAUCUAGCAUCUGUCAAUGCCCUCUUGCCAUAGUCAGUCGAUGUCUAGCGGUGCUGUUUAGCCCAGGAUUUCGAGCUCGCUUGUCGAAAGCGUCGGUGGUGCCCGCGAGUCCCAGCGCCUGGCGGAUUCGAUUGUCCGAGUCCACAGCAAACCGGAACAACGAUUUUCGUCUCUUGCAUCUUCGCAUCGGGACAAACACUGCUAUGUUCGGGAUUACGUUGUGCCUGUUGUUCGUGGCUGGGGUUGCAACUGGUGUCACCACCCUCUCCACCGAGGCGAUCCCUGAAUACGUGAAACAAUGUUCGAGGAGUGACCCGAAGCUGAAAACAUGCUUGAUCGAUGCCUUGCACCACCUGAGACCAUACUUAAGCGUAGGAAUACCGGAAAUCGAGCUGCCUUCCGUCGAGCCGUUCCGCAUGGACGAGCUGACUCUCUCCCUGACAGGUGGUAUAAACGGUUACAAGGUCCAACUGCGGGAGCUGUUCGUGAAGGGAGCGAGCAACUACACAGUGGAUGAUAUUAAACUCGGGUCACCCUUCGAAGCCGUUAUACGAAUGCCAGCCCUCAUCUUGGACGCGCAUUAUUCCAGUUCAGGGGUACUGAUCAUUCUACCAGCUAGUGGUAACGGAACGUUUCACGCGCGGUUCGACGAUCCCAAGGCUCUGGUCAAAGGCACCGUCUCGACGAAAGUGAAAGAUGGCAAGACGUAUCUUAACGUCGACAAACUCGACGUCGUGCUAGACGUGAAGAAAGUACAGAUGAGAGUCAGGAAAAUAUUUAACAACAACCGAAUCUUAACUGAGGCAACUAAUCUGUUCUUGCGGGAGAACGGUCAAGAAGUAUUGAAAGUGAUGGAACCUCAGCUGAAGAAGAAGCUGUCGACGCUGUUCGCCGGUAUCGUGAAUCAGUUGUUACGCCACGUACCAGUGGAAGUGUUCCUCGUGCCUUAAACGCGAACCGAAAGGAACACUGGAUUCAAAUUAGUACAUUCCCACGUUGUACAUACAGUGGCAGCACUAACAUAAACGAUUACAAUUUGGAUUAUAUCAGGAGGACGAAGGAGCGACCGGUACCGUAACGAGGUUUGGUUUCACAAUAAUUCCAAUGAUUAGAGUCAAUUGUAGAGAGAAAUAUACGUACAUAUAUCUAUAUAUUUAUAAAA